AUACUCCCAAACACACAUUCGCCAUGGAAGCGCAGCAAAGCAUUGACCUUGCAUCCUUCAAUUCCAAGGAUCACAAUGAUUUCCUCUGGCCAAUCAACUACAGUUACGAUCAUAUGCCAAAAGACCAACCACCCUUGCCGUCUCUGAUUGACGUUUCGUCUUUUCCUGAUCUCGAAGCCGAAAGCAUCAAUGUCAAGUCCGUCAUCGACAUGCUUACUACUCAGACUGAAUAUUCGAUCCCAAACAAUGACAAGCUCAACGCCAAUAGCAUUCCGAUAUUUCCUGUCAAUGCAAGACUUCCUUGGCAUUCUUCAAUCCGCCAUCUAAGACAGAGCAUGCAUUGGCAAACGGCUGUAGACGCAAUAAAAGCCUUGCUACAACACUUUGCUUCCGACCCAACCGCCACAACAACAAUGAAGGAGGGUGGAAGAUCCUUCGCAGCUGUUGCCGCUAAGGAGCUGCCAAUGAUAGAGGACAACUGGGCUCGCUUCAGUGCUUACCUGUGGCCAGCUGCAAGCGGGGACCGGCUCAAAAUCAUUGCGGAGACCCUUGUCUAUAUCUUCAUUUUCGAUGACGUAUGGGAGAUGAAUGGCGAAGACAAGGCACAGUUCGUAUCGAACCUCGAAGCACGCGCUCACUUCCCAGACGACGAAUCAGCAUCGGAUCUGCAAAAGGCCAUGAACGCCACUAUCCAAGGCCUGUACGACGAAGAUAGCAUUGCCGGCAACGGCGGCGUAGACGUAGCGAUCCAUCUUAUAAAUUUCAUAAACCACCCUCCUCCACCGGCUACCUUUGCCAGUCUCCGCGAAUUCCUCGAUUAUAGAGUCAUCGACGCUGCUGCCUUAUACAUUGUCGCAUGUGCAAAGUUCUCUCUCUGCUCCACCGUCGACCUUGACAGCCCGCGUAUCGCAAAGUUCAUCCGGCUGCUAUGCGAUCACGCAUCGAUUGUCAACGACCUGGGCUCGUUUGACAAGGAGAAGUACGCCUACGUACAUGGUAAGGUGUGCUACAUGGUCAAUACCGUCAACGAAGUGCGCAAGACGUAUGCCCUGGACAGCGACGAGGCAGCAAAGUUUGUCACGUUGGCCCUCCAGAUGGAAGUGGAGCAGGAAAUGGUGCGUGAGCUGGCCCGCCUGAAUACCGAUGCGAGUGUUACAGAGGCAGAGCGCGAAUUUGUGGAUGCUUUGAUGCUUUCGGCCACGGGCAGCAUCAUCACGUCGGUGGUUAUGUCGAGGUAUGGGGGCAAGGAGUAUGCCAUUGUAGCGCCGUAAAGUAGUUAGUUUUUUGUUUUGUUUUGAACCAUGUCAAACCUUUCAAACUAUGUUAUCACCGGAUAUAACAAUACAUGAGUAUACACAGGUUGCCACACCUAAAAGAAACCCCC
Bipolaris maydis ATCC 48331 is the source of this 1384-nucleotide messenger RNA. The record is from RefSeq and is a predicted model, not a curated record. Lineage: Eukaryota; Fungi; Ascomycota; Dothideomycetes; Pleosporales; Pleosporaceae.